Molecule: messenger RNA, 1938 nt
Organism: Akanthomyces muscarius
Lineage: Eukaryota; Fungi; Ascomycota; Sordariomycetes; Hypocreales; Cordycipitaceae
Exons: 5
Coding region: 1-1938 (645 amino acids)
Biological process (GO): nuclear-transcribed mRNA poly(A) tail shortening; protein phosphorylation; mRNA processing
Cellular component (GO): P-body; PAN complex
Molecular function (GO): poly(A) binding; protein kinase activity; metal ion binding
Source: RefSeq, a predicted model, not a curated record
AUGGCGGCCCCCCGAUACCAAUCUAGCGAGCUGCGGCGCCAGGUCGGUUCGCCGAGAGUGAAAACCCGAGAAAACAAGGAAACCCUCUGCCGAAACGUCUUGAUAUAUGGCCAUUGCCGCUACGAAGACCAAGGCUGCACCUUCUCACACGAGCAGAAUAAAGGAAACAACCAAAACCAAAACCAACAAGACUCAUCCAAAAAAUCCUUCAAUGUCGAGUCGCCCUCAUUUACCCCAGCCAAUCUUGGGCCUGCGGCGGCCGUCAAGAAGUCCUUCACCUCGCAGGCUGCCAAUGCGCCGGCGUUUACCCCUCGCGGAAUAGCGGGCGCUGCAACGCCAGUCGAGGGGGAUGCCGUCUUCAAUCCCGCCGCCAUUCGCGAGUUCACGCCGUCGUUUGACGCAAAUGUUUCUGCCACAACUGCCAACGGAGGCCCUCCCGACGGCCCCGUGUCGUUUGACCCCUUCAAUAUGGGGGCUGUCGCUCAGGGCCUUCCAGCCGCACAGUUCAACCCAUAUGCAGAGAACCACGGAGGCUUGUCCGGAGCAGCGCAGCAGUUCUACCAAGGAGCAGGCGCAUUCUCAGCGCCGCUACAGCCACUACAAUAUCAUCUAUAUGCACCCGUUGGACCGCAUCGCGAAGAUCUCAUGCAGUACCACCGUGUCACACACGACUUUUUCAUCCCCGAGAAGUUACGGGAAGAUAUGCAGCGCAAGUCGGAAGCGUCGCUUCAAGUCAUGCCCAAUUCCCAGCUGCCGCAGCUGGACAAUUACCACUCGCUAGUUGCGCUCGAUACGAGCCAGCGCAAAAAUGUCAGCAUAUUCGGAUACCCCAGCUGGGUUUACAAAGCGACGUCGUCCAAAACUGGCAACAAUUACUGUCUGCGCCGCAUCGAAGGCUUCAGGCUCACAAACGAGCACGCGAUCAGAUCGGUAAAGGAAUGGAGACGGAUCGACAAUGCCAAUGUCGUUACUAUACACGACGCCUUCACUGCCAGAGCCUUUGGCGACAGCUCCCUCAUAUUUGUGCAGGAUUAUCACCCCUUAGCCAAGUCGCUAGCAGAGCAUCAUCUGACCGCAAAUCCUGUUCACGGACAGCGAUUCCAGCCAAAGUCACCCAUCUCCGAAGCCGUACUAUGGGGCUACAUUUCACAGAUUGCCAAUGCACUCAAAGCUAUCCAUUCGAGCAAUCUGGCUGCCAGGUGCAUCGACGUCAGCAAGAUUCUGGUGACGGGCAAAAACAGAAUUCGUCUGAACGCCUGCUCCAUUCUCGACGUUGUGCAGUUUGAAAACCGCCGCCCGCUCCCCGAAUUACAACAAGACGAUUUUGUGCAAUUUGGCCGCACCAUGCUCUGCUUGGCUACUGGAACUCUACCAGCGCACCUUAAUAAUAUCACAUCAUCUUUGGAGCAGAUGAGCAGAACAUAUUCGGCAGAACUUCGCGACACCAUCAUUUGGCUUUUCACGCCUGCUCAAACACCGGCGCAAAAGACCAUUGAUGAGUUCAUCCGAGGCGUUGCGGGCCAUAUUGUCACCUCGCUAGACCAGAGCCAACACCAGGCGGACGAGCUCAACACGGAGCUGUACCGAGAGCUCGAAAAUGGCCGUAUUGCGCGCCUCUUGAUGAAGCUCGGCGCUGUGAAUGAGCGACAGGAGUUUGACGGCGACCGGGCAUGGUCUGAAAACGGCGAGCGCUACAUGCUAAAGCUCUUCCGUGAUCACGUAUUCCACCAGGUGGAUAGUAACAACAAUCCAGUGCUGGACGUGGGUCACAUGCUGCGCAACCUCAACAAGCUGGAUGCGGGCACGGACGAAAAGAUUUGUCUGACAAGCCGGGAUGAGCAGACGAGUUUCAUUGUCAGCUACAAGGAGCUGAAGAAGCAGCUAGCAAGCGCCUUUAACGACUUGCAAAAGGGGAGCAAGCAAGCAAGGGGCAUCUAG